Linepithema humile (Argentine ant) is the source of this 3162-nucleotide messenger RNA. RefSeq names its product 2-phosphoxylose phosphatase 1. Gene Ontology annotation, cellular component: Golgi apparatus. Gene Ontology annotation, molecular function: phosphatase activity. The record is from RefSeq and is a predicted model, not a curated record. Gene Ontology annotation, biological process: dephosphorylation; glycosaminoglycan biosynthetic process; chondroitin sulfate proteoglycan biosynthetic process. Lineage: Eukaryota; Metazoa; Arthropoda; Insecta; Hymenoptera; Formicidae.
AAAUAACGCGAGAUCCAUAAAUUCUUGCUGCGAGAUAUCAGAUUUUCAAUAAAUUUCGACCAUGAGAGCAGAGCGUGUAAUUUCGUAUUAUUAUAAUUCUGCAUUGUAAAUGAGUUGUAUUAUAAUUUGUGUGGCGGAAAGAGAUAUCUAGAUAUGCGCAAAAGUCGGCCGGAUUGAGAAUGCUGAGUAAUCCGUCAGUCAUCCCCGCUUCAGAUCGAUCAGCGGUCGUCGGAGAAAGUUCAUUAUUACAUUCGCGGAUCUAUUUUUAAUAUCUCGCUGUGCGAGAAACUCCAUUCUCGACGGGACGCGUAUAACCGACCGGCUUUUGCUGACCGGGCUCUCCGUCUGAUAACUGCACCGAUAAAGGAGGGUCGAUAAACGUCGUGCGAAAGUCACCCCGCAGACCGACUAGCCCGUAACGCGGAACUUGGUCGGCUCUUCAGAGUGGAGGGUUGAUAUCGGGUGGCGGCGCCUGCGCCCCGUGGCGCACCCCCACAAAUCCAUCCGCCGUUAUCGCCAUGGCAGAACCGGCAGUUCCAUCGCUGACGGACGCGCACGGGGUAGUCGGCGAUUUCUCCCGCUGUCGCAACCACUGUCCGUCGGCUGUUUGCGGCCGCUCGUGUCGAUCGUCGCGUCGAUCAAGGUGCGGAACGUCGGCGAAUAUGCGGAAAGUGUGGUCGACGGGCGUCUGAAGAUGCAGCUUCGAUCGGCACCGAGCGGGACGGUAAUCCAGUCGCGUCCGCGUCGCCUCGUCGCUCCUCGCCGUCGUCGUCGUCACCGUGACGGGACGUCGUUGACGCUAUCCGCCCUGCGAGUCGGUCCCACCGCGGGGCCCGAGACCGCCGAGGGAUGCUCGCGGAAAUGGUCCGGUUGUCCUACCAGCACAGGGCGUUCUACUGCUACGUGAUUCUCAGCGUGUGGAUUUUCCUGCUGGUCGCUGGUAUGUACAAGUACAUCGGCGUAGAUCAGAAAACUUCGGUACAAACGAGAAUCAUAAACAAUGAUUUGUCACUUCGGGAAUUCCCGAGAAAUUUAAAGCCGGAUGCAAAAACGAAAAAAAUUUUUCGCUUUUGCAAUUUGCCGCACGAGAUAACCGCAGAGACCGAAGGAAAGCUCGAGGGCAAUUUAACGCUUGGCGGUAUCCUGAUCUUUAUCCGCCACGGUGACAGAGGUCCUUUGACACACAUACGAAACAUAAGCAGCAUCAACUGCGGCGGUGAUUUCGGUGGCGCGACGGAACUCGAGACGAUCUACGAGAAUUACGUGAAUUUCGUGCAAAAUGUGUCCAACUACUCGAAGACCGCGUGGGCCCAGUUUCUGGGCCCGUUUCAUGGACUGCCCGUGCUGCCGGCAAACGCGCGCGAUUGCAAGAUCGGGCAGCUCACCACGCUCGGGAUCCUGCAGCUUCUGAAAACCGGGAUUCUACUGAGGAAUGCGUAUUACCAGAAGCUGAAUUUCGGGAACGGCACCACCUUUGGCAGAGACGUCAUUGUAUACAGCACUUCCUAUCGUAGGACUGUGCAGAGCGCCGUCGCCUUGCUCUACGCGCUCUUCGAGAACGAUGGCUUUCAAAGUUUGGCGAGGAUCAGUCUGCAGGAGAGCCAGAGUUAUGCGUUUUGCAACAACGAGUGCGCCUGUCCCGCCGCUGAGAAAUACUUGAAGCAGCAUUUGAAGGAGACUUCCAAUCAUCUGAAAUCUCAUCCGGCCGUUGGCGAGUUGAUCAAGCAGGCGGCGAGCGCCGUGUUCGAGCUUCCGGAUCAGGCCCAAACGUGCGACCCGAACACGCUAAGGGACGCACUACUAACGUACGUGUGCCACGGCGCCUCGCUGCCGUGCGUGGACCUCGACGCACAGCAGCGGACGUGCGUGAAGAGCGAUCACGUUACCGGAUUGUUCGCCUACACGGACUGGGAGUCCAAGCAGGCGGCCAAGAGCAGCAGCCGCAACAAGUACGGGCUGCUGAAGGCCUACGGGAUGCUGCGCGGCAUCGUUACUUUCAUGCUGCGCAUCAUCUCCGAGGCCAGGCCAAAGAUUGUCCUCUAUUCCGGCCACGAUAAAACCCUGGAAUACCUCGCCACGGCGCUCGGCAUAGUCUCGGACGUAGCGACGCACUACGCCUCGAGGCUCGUCAUCGAGGUCUACAAGAUCAAUCCGCGGAACGACAAUCGCCUCGCCAGCGACUUCUACUUCCGCGUCAUCGCCAACGGCCGGGAUCUCACGCCGAGGAUCCCGUUCUGCAGGAACGCCAACACCUACGUCAGCGACGAUGGAGAACAGCUCGGCAAAAGGGGCAUCAAAUUGUGCCCGAUAGAGAACAUCGUCAGGCAGUUGCACGACGAUUACUUCGUACCGUUCAACGCGACGAACUUUAAGGACGCUUGUUCGAGUCAUAAGAUUCGUUAAAAGUGAUGGGCAGAUUUCCUGUAAGAAAAUAGAUGAGUUAAAAGCAAUUGAAAGAAAGUCUUUUCGGUGGUAGUGAGCACCUUAUCUUCGAAAUCCGGAUUUAAGAUUUUAACAUUUUCUUUUGGAUCCCUUUUUAUCUCUUUUUAUGAUGGCACUAUUUAUUGCUAUAGAUAUAAUUAAAUAUUAAAUAUGAAAAAAAAAAGAAGAAAUAGUGAUAUACUCUAUAAUUUUAGGUAAGAGAUUAAUACUCUUAAUUCCAAUAUCCGUCUUAGGAUAAAAAUUAACAAGUGACAAGGUAGAGAGAAACAUGAAAUGUAAAGUCAAUCUCCUAAAAAAAUUGAUAAAUUUUUAUCAAUUCUUUUAAUUCAUCUACUUUUCGCAUAACAAAUUUAUCUAUCGACUGUUUUCGAACAAGUUUUUAAGCUGCACUAUGCGUUAGAGCUAAAUAAUAAACCGACGUGAAAGUAAUUACUAAUAUUAACAUUCGGAGAAAUUUAAGAAGAGCUAAUCCCUCAAUUUUCCUAAUAAAUUUUUCAUAUAUGUGGCGGGGUGUGUGAAUCACUUAAAAUUCAGUUUUUCCGCCUAACAAGAAAGUACUCUAUCUUCUAUCGUGAAAUAGUCAGAUGUAAAAUUAUUCUUUUUGCCAUAUUCAAAACAAGAUAUCCAGCUCGAAUUUUUCACAUUUAGCUAACAAUAAGUCGACGCACGGUUAAAGAAAAUAUAAAAUCGUCAAAAAUUGGGAAGAAAAUCGAAGGAAAU